AUGGAGAUCGAGGACAAAUCAAAGCUCUGCUUUCCUCAGCUCAUCAACAUAUCCUGCCUGAAGCCCACAUCUCAUUGGUCUGAAGGUGUUAUUUUGAGCGUUCUGUUGUCCAUCAUCUGCAUCUUCACAGCGAUUCUCAACCUGCUGGUCAUCAUCUCAAUCUCCCAUUUCAGGCAGCUCCACACUCCCACCAACUUCCUUCUCCUCUCUCUGGCUGUCUCUGACUUUCUGGUGGGCCUUCUGGUGAUGCCUGGAGAACUAGUUCGACAAACAUCCUGUUGGACUUUUGGUGAUGUCCUGUGCUUGUUGUAUAAGUAUGGGUCCUACUUCAUGAUGUCUGCCUCAGUCGGAAACAUGGUACUGAUAUCAGUGGACCGUUAUGUUGCUAUUUGUGAUCCUCUGCAUUAUAACACCAAAGUCACUGUAAAAAGAGUUCAACUUUGUGUUUGCUUGUGUUGGUUCUUUGCUCUCCUCUACAACAGCAUCAUUUUAAAGGAUCAGCUGGCUCAUCCUGGAAAGUAUCAGUCCUGCUAUGGAGAGUGCGCCGUUAGUAUUGACUACAAUGCAGGAAUUAUUGAUGUUGUCGUGACCUUCAUCCUUCCUCUCGGCAUCAUUGUCACUCUGUACAUGAGAGUAUUUGUGGUUGCUGUGUCUCAGGCCCGAGCCAUGCGCUCUCAUGUUACAUCAGUCAAACCACAACAUAUAGUCGCUGUAAGAGCAAAGAAGUCAGAAUUGAAGGCAGCCAGGACUCUUGGUAUCCUUGUCCUUGUCUUCCUCAUGUGUUUCUGUCCAUUUUACAUUGUUACUCUUGCAGGUGUCUCUGUUGCUGCAUAUCUAAUGCUUGUGAUUAAUGUGUUCUAUUUCAACUCCUUUUUAAACCCUUUGAUAUAUGCCUUGUUUUAUUCUUGGUUCAGAAGAGCCAUAAGACACAUCAUCACCCUGCACAUACUGCAGCCUGGCUCCCGGGGGGACAACAUUCUGUAA
Molecule: messenger RNA, 984 nt
Organism: Nerophis lumbriciformis (worm pipefish)
Lineage: Eukaryota; Metazoa; Chordata; Actinopteri; Syngnathiformes; Syngnathidae
Product: trace amine-associated receptor 13c-like
Biological process (GO): G protein-coupled receptor signaling pathway
Cellular component (GO): membrane
Molecular function (GO): trace-amine receptor activity
Source: RefSeq, a predicted model, not a curated record